AUAGUUACCUGUCUGAGAAAGUCGCCUUUGAUGGACAUUCGCACGGCUGGGAUAGGUACUGUACCGCCCAAACUAGGUGAUCAUUGUAAUUGCCACUGCACUGUUAGUGCACACCGACUCAGGUAUCACAAUUGGAGCCAGUACACUUGCGCUGAACUUAACAAUUUUGUACUCUGGUUUGAUUUGGAAGCCAAAACCACGGCAUCGCGUCUUGCUCUACACAACCUUCGACGCGCCUCCCCUUCCAUGCCCAGGUUUUGCAGGCAACAUUUCACAUCAGCACCUGAAAGUGACUGAUCAGACACGAGCAGGAGGGAGCAUCAGUAAUACUUUUUCACUAGCGGGUAGUUAUGACCACCAUCUCGCCGACCAAACGGCGUAUCCUCGGGUCGUUGAAUCCCAACGCGUCACCCUGCCAGAGCUCCAAGUCUGAGUUCGAGGGGCGCAUGGAAGAAGUGCAAGCAACUGAAUCAACUGUUCUUCCUGCAGGGUGUGAGAACAAUCGUCGUGAAGAGGAGCCGGCUAGGAAGAAGGUGUGCCUCGAUCUUCGGGGAGCACAACAGCACCAGCACCAGCAGAUAGGAGCUGGUAGUCAUGGCAGGAGAAAUCGGUCGAAAUCAGCCUCUCCUCCUACCGAGGCUACUGUCUUGUUGAGCAAAGCGACUACUACCGACCUUUCACAGUCCACCGACAUGAGACACGAGAGAGUUUCGUCUCUAUCGGUGCUACCAGCUCUGCAUCCAACCCGCGUGGCAGCCGAAGGAACGGCCCGGGCGGUUGCGGAGGUCCUGUCCGUUCCCAUGGCGACCCAAAUCGCUUACCCAGCCGGUCUUGUGGGCAACUUUAACAAUCACAGGCAACCAAAAAGGACAAAUAACCCCCGUCUUCGUUUCGUGAAUCAGGCAGCCAGACAGAAAGCGGAAAUCCUCCGUCUCCGCCUUAGCCUGGCCGCUUACAAGAUUCAGACGGGCCAGACUGACGUCCCGCUUGAGCAACUGGAGAUGCGUUCACUGCUACCGCUGGGGGGAUACCACCACAGCCAGGGACGGCUGGCGGAUGGUGGUGCCUCACCAGAAGCAGCAGUAGACAGAUAUCAUGAUGGCAGCAACAGCAACUCAGCGAACUGGAGCUUCAUCAGCAAUGGUAGUACCAACAGCAACAGCAAUAGCCAAGGCCACGGUUACUUCCAGCGCGUGAACCACCUCCGACACGCCGCCGGAGCAGCUAUCGAAGCUGUCCAAGCGAAACAGGAGCGUCAAACGGCUUGGCGGGAGAGGGAACAGUACAGGGAAUGGUAUGAACAGUAUGGUCAUCAUUAUCAAGUUUCCACUUGGGAGAAUGCCGCCGCUGAGCAGGAUCAUGAUGGAUUUUCUAGGGAUCAAAGUCGACAGCGACAGCGGCGUCAGCAGCAGCAGAAGCAGCGCAAUCUUGGAAGCGGGAGUAAAUCACUGCCAUCCGAUCAGGGGGAUCGAGUAAGUCGGCCUGAUACUACGUUUACGGGUUCAGGCACUGGUGUUAUUACGACCGCAGCCAUGACGACGACUACGACGACGUCCCCUCAUCUUAACCGCCUGGACCUUGCGGAGCGCGCGUUGCAGGCUCAUCAACGGCUUCAGUCGAGGGCGGUCACAGAAGAGCUAUUGAUGGACCAUGAGCAUGAGCAUGAGCAUGAGCAUGAGCAUGAGCAUGAGCAUGAGCAUGAGCAUGAGCAUGAGCAUGAGCAUGAGCAUGAGCAUGAGCAUGAUGAGAUUGACUCGGAGCCAAACUCUCAACAACUUACACACCACCACCACCAACCCCAACAGCAGCAGCGUCAUCGACAUCACCUGGAUAACGCCCACGAAGGGUGGGUAGUACGCCCUGCUACAGAGAACGGUCCAGAGGUUGCCAAUGAUAUUGCAGCAGGACCAGGGAGGAGAGAUCGCAAUGAUGAUCACGAAGAAGAGGAGAGCAUACAAUCCAGAUCCAGGAGUCACCAGGUGGUGGGCCCCGGCCUGAGUUACUCCACUGAACCUGAGCUUGAACCUGAGCUACCUAGCCUGACGCCGUACCAGUCGAAUGCCGGUGAAAAGGAAGAGCAAGAUGGAGAAGGGAACGGGGAUGGAGAUGAGGCUGCCAGUGGGUUGUUGAGCUUGUCGAGGGGCUGAGGGCCGUCUACCAUCACGUAAUAUGGAUCUGAACGGUGGCCGUGGGACAGAAGGCGUUAAAAGAUCUUUGACUCUGCUGGCAUAAAUUUGGCAAGAAAGAGAAAAAGUCGCUUACAGGGUAUGCUCAUGGUCGAGAUUUCAAAAAGCAUGUCGUAAAAGUAUUUCGUUAAGGCUGUGUAUUUUUGGUGUAUGCAGGCGUGAGAGUCAGCAUCAUGGUCUUGCACGAGAUCAAAUAGCAUACCUACAUCUGUGUAUUACUGGUCUCGUCUAGGCAACCGGACGUAGCGAAUUUACACUUGCUCACUCGAAAUUCUCUGCCUUGCUUGAUCAGGCAGGAUCGGAUGGACUUUACCGAGACCAUGGGUCGCACCGACAAGUUGAUCCAUCCCAUCUCCCACGUGGCAGCCACACCAUAUUUUGUACCAUUUAUAAUCC
Molecule: messenger RNA, 2582 nt
Organism: Neurospora hispaniola
Lineage: Eukaryota; Fungi; Ascomycota; Sordariomycetes; Sordariales; Sordariaceae
Exons: 2
Coding region: 351-2147 (598 amino acids)
Source: RefSeq, a predicted model, not a curated record